UCUACCCGGCUGCAGACAUUUGCCUUUUAUAUGGAGGGUACCAGUGAAACAAUCCACUCUCUCUGUUUGGAAAAAAAUACUUGCAAGAAAAGAGACUGGGAGCUUCCAGGUGCUUUGCCCCCAGUUAAAAGCCCUUUAAGGAGGUCCUCUUCUUGCCUGGAGUCAGGAGAGCCACUGCCUAGUGAAGUCGAGCACCCUGCCUCUCACAUUCUCCCUCUCCCUCUCUCUCUUUCUUUCUCUCUCUCUCCCUCCUACUUUCCACCCUGUGAGAGUGCACAGAGAUUCAGAAGGUGCGUCUGAAAUCUACUUGUAUCCAGUCUGGAGACAACACCACAAGGACUUUUUUCCCCUUCACUGCGACAAGCACAUGGACUUAAUUUUCUCCAGAGACAGAAGUAAGAACAAGAACCAGAUUGUCACCUGCCAUUGAGAACCAGAACUUUCUCUAGAGUUGUAUUCGUCCUUUCUACUCGUAUGUAAACACUGUUUGACUGCGACCAAGUGCCAAGGCAUUCCCGAGACUUCCCUGUCUGCUGGGUUCCCAUCACAUCUUCUCAAGUUAUUUCUCCAGAGAUGACUGUCUGAAGAGGGAACAGAGAAAAGAAACCACCUGACCUGCAGAAGUUACCUGCCUGAGAAAUUGAGGUGAAACAGAAGGGUGAGUUUGGAAGCUCGUGAUCUGAGAGGCUGAUGACAAUGCUGACAGUGCUGUGUGUCCUGCUAACGCUGGGGAAUCAUGUCCUGGGUGCAGGUUACGCCCCCUUGCCUCAGAUGAAAUACGUGCAGCCCAUGAUGAAGGGGCCUGUUGGGCCACCCUUCAGAGAAGGCAAGGGCCAGUAUCUUGAGUUUCCACCCAUAAUGGACGUAAAAGGAGAACCAGGUCCUCAAGGGAAACCAGGACCAAGGGGACAACCUGGGCCUCCUGGAUUACCAGGGAAACCAGGUAUAGGAAAACCAGGUCUCAAUGGUCAGACAGGUCCUCAAGGCCCUUCAGGAUUCCCUGGGAUUGGAAAACCAGGACUACCAGGUUUACCAGGAAAAUUAGGACCUAAAGGACUUCCAGGACUCAAUGGCGAGGUUGGGCCUCGUGGAGAGCCAGGUUCACGGGGACUUCCAGGUCAGCCAGGACCACCUGGGCCAGCAGGUCUGUCGUUGAAUGGUAAACCAGGUUUACCUGGGACUAGAGGCCUGCCAGGGUCAAGAGGUGAUAUAGGGCCUAAAGGUGGACGUGGUAUUCCUGGUGAACAAGGACUUAAAGGGGAAAAUGGCAAUGGAAAGCCGGGUCCAAUAGGUCCCAGGGGACCCAGUGGGCUUCAAGGACCUCCAGGAGCUCCAGGUGUCCCUGGGUUGGGUAAAUCAGGGAUUGAUGGGCUGCCCGGGCCUGUGGGGCCAAAAGGAGAUAAAGGAGCUACAGGAGAUCAUGGUGUCCCAGGGGAACCUGGUCCCUCUGGGUUACAAGGGCAGCCGGGGGCACCUGGUUUGGGAAACCCUGGACUUGAUGGUGUUCCAGGUAUUCCAGGCUCGUUGGGCCCAAAAGGUGACGCUGGCCCCAGAGGAACUCCUGGCUUUCCUGGACCCCCUGGCUAUGGUAAACCAGGGCUUGUAGGACAAAAAGGAGACAGAGGGCCUGGUGGAUUACAAGGAGCCCCUGGUGACAAAGGAGAACCUGGGAUGGAAGGUCUUCCAGGAGAUAUAGGGCAAUCUGGACAGCCAGGCCUUCCAGGUCCACAAGGUCCUUUGGGUCUUCCAGGGAAACAUGGGAUGCCUGGUCUAAAGGGAGAUAAUGGCCCACAAGGACCUCCAGGCUUGCCGGGGCUUAGAGGCGAUCAGGGUCCCAGUGGGCUCGCAGGAAAGCCUGGCUUCCCAGGGGACAAGGGCCCUCCUGGUCUCAACGGGGCCACAGGCAAACCUGGACCUAAAGGUGAAUCGGGUCACAUCGGUCUGCCAGGUAAUCCUGGUUUGAUUGGGGGACCAGGUCCAAAAGGCGAGAAUGGUUUUCCAGGCCCCCCUGGGCAACGUGGCAAUUCAGGGAUUCCUGGACUCCCAGGCCCCACUGGUCAUAUGGGACCUCAGGGUGUUCCAGGGUUGAAAGGUGAACAAGGUCCACCAGGGCCCCAAGGAAUUGGAAAACCUGGAGACAAGGGGAUGUCUGGUCCACAGGGACCUCCAGGAAAACCUGGCUCCCCUGGACUUACUGGUAUGCAGGGCCCUCCGGGUCCACCUGGACCUCCUGGCCCCCCCAGCCCCUCUAACGGUGAUCAGUUGGCAGUUCAAGGGCCAACUAUUUUAGGAGAAUCCAUUUCAAAACCAAAUGGUGAGAAGCCGCAUUAUGGUAAGGCCGAGCUCUCUGCCUCCGUGGCUCCUGCUUUUACCGCCAUUUUGACAACACCAUUUCCACCAUCUGGAAUGCCAAUCAAAUUCGACAGAACUCUGUACAACGGGCAAAAUGCUUACAACCCUGCCACAGGCAUCUUCACAAGCCCACUGCCUGGAGUCUACUAUUUUGCUUAUCAUGUACAUGUAAAGGGAACCAGCCUGUGGGUGGCACUGUAUAAAAACAAUGUGCCAGCUACAUACACCUAUGAUGAAUACAAAAAGGGCUAUAUGGACCAGGCUUCAGGUAGUGCGGUACUGGAGCUGAAGGAGAAUGACCAGGUUUGGGUGCAAAUGCCCUCUGACCAAGCAAACGGGCUCUACUCCACUGAGUACAUCCAUUCGUCCUUCUCAGGGUUCCUCCUGUGCCCCACAUAACGGUCCGUCUCAGCGGAGAAUUGCUUGCUCAAGUGCCCUGCAGUAACAUCUGUAAUAACAGCAAAGAAGAUGACAAGAAAGACUUACUGAACGACGGAAAGGCUGAGUUUCGAAGCAGAGGAAGGAGAAUUCAUGCUGUCUCUGUUUUAACCCUCUCUUUCAAAUAUCUGAUUUGAUCAUUGUUUUACUUUUAAGUGUUUUUAUUUCCUGCCUAUAUGAUAAUUUUAUUAUAACUGUUAUGCUAUUUUUGUUGAUGUUGAUAUAAUGGUGUUAUUUUAUUGAUGUUGUUGUAGUUGUUGUGUAUCGCAAUCAGACUAUUAAGUACUUUGCAAUGUGUAGGUAACCAUUUAAAGACUUACCCGUGUGACUGCACACAUUGCCGAAUGUUCUGACUCCCAUUGAUCUCCAUCACGUUGACUCUGGGGUUGUAUGUUCCCCUAGUUGCAGUCAAAUUCACCUAUAUCUUUUCCUUAAUAUAACACAGGCUACUUGAUUUGUGCCACAUUGCAGAUUUUAGAAUGCAGACAUUCUAUACAACAUUGUUAUUGUAUUUGUAUGUUUAAAUACAUUCGUAAUUUAAAGAAUAAUCCUCAGUUCCAUAUUGUUUUUUUUUUCUUUUAAAUGCCAGACAGGUAAUUAUCUAUCUGCGUUAGUCAUUAGGUAUAUAUGUUUUGUUUGAUUAACUGUUAAAGCAAAAAUGAUGUGCUAAUCUGUCUGUUUCUGUGACAACUACGUUGUGUUUGAGAGUCUUUGAGAAGAAAAUUACUUGAUUUACUGAGUUCAUUGCUCAAAACAUGCCAAGUUUGAAUCAUGAAGGCCUCAAGAGGACGGCUGUAUGACAGUGCCUGCAUUACAAGAAAACAAAACAAAAACAAAUGGAAUUUCUGUGACACUAAUUUCAUACUUUAAAAAUCAUGACAUGUCAAAGCUAAUACAUAAUGAAUAGCUUCUCAUCAAAAUCUUAGGAUAGCCUACAUUGGUGAGUAAGGGACUACUAAUAGAUUGAGAGUAUGAAAAUAUAAUUCUGACUUUUUUUGUUGUUGUAAUAAAUCAAUUCUCCACCACAAAUCCAAACUACUGCGUUGUGUACUCUAAAGGUUUUACAUCCUAUGACUCUUUUUCUCAUUGCUGCUUUUACAAUGACACAUUUGACUGAUUGUUUUGUAUCACAUUCAUUUUCCCAUUGAUUGGACUGAUGACUUGUAAUGUCACAGUCAUGAUUGACUCUAUAUGCGUUAAUGCAUGUCCUAAGAUGAUACAUUUAUGAAGUUACAUGAUUUGGAUACAUCACACUGUGAUAGCACUGCUCCUGUGGUGUUUAUGAAAGGUUACAAACAAAGAAAUUGUUUCUUGCACAUUUACUGAAGUGACUGAAAAAAGUCCCUCUUGAAAGAAAUUCUCUUGCUUCUGUUUGUUUGACCAAUAUGUAGGAUGAUGAAACCUGAAACACUAAAGGAGUGUCUACUUAAACGCACUCACUCACUCAACUUGUCCUUUUCCGUACACGGUUACAUGACAUUUGUUUCUUCAAAUGGAAAUUAUUCACUUUCGAAUGACGUUUUGGCACCAGAUCUUUCCUAUUUCAGCAUGUAUUUGAUGACCUUUUUAUUGUACAGUAUAUUAACACUGUGACCAUUAUUUUCUAUGAUGAGUGUAUAUUGUUUGUGUGCAAUGGAUUGAAGAUUUAAAACAUUUGUUGUGCUGCAAAAUCUCAAAUCUGCUUAGACUAUGUGGCUUACUUUUGUCGUUCAAACUAAGCAAACUAGGAAAAAAGCCUUGAUUCUGUUCCACGGGAUAUUUGUUCAUUAUCAAUCAAAUUAAAAGAAACAACCAAUCCCAUUUGCACAUGAACUUAAUGAAGGCAUAUUUAUACAUUUGUGAUAGAUGUCCAAGCACCGAAACCGUGAACGUACAAAUAACCUUAUAUUGAACAGCAUCGAGGAGUUUGUAAUACACACUACCAUUGUUUUUCUUUCUUUUAUAAUGUAUCUAUCAAUCUAUAGGAAUUUUUGUCUUAUUGCAUUCACUUUAUGCAAUCCAUUUUGGGUAUUAAAUGCACUCUUUGAUUGAACAUAUUUUGUCAGCUCGUACAAAAUCUACAAGUACUUGACAGUACAGAUGCAACAUCAAUAAAGACUUUCUUGAUCAA
Rhinichthys klamathensis goyatoka is the source of this 4900-nucleotide messenger RNA. RefSeq names its product collagen, type VIII, alpha 2 (gene col8a2). NCBI's taxonomy places the organism in Eukaryota, Metazoa, Chordata, Actinopteri, Cypriniformes, Leuciscidae. The transcript has 3 exons. Gene Ontology annotation, molecular function: protein binding. The record is from RefSeq and is a predicted model, not a curated record. The coding region runs from base 691 to 2751 and encodes 686 amino acids.